CAUCUAACGGGAUAAAAUCCAACUAGGCGAAUAACUUUAAAUGAAUAUCGCCAAGACGAAACAUUUGAAAGUUGCGAGAAAUGUAGUCAAAUGUUUAUUUAAUUCGUUUAAAGCACCCGAUAUAAUUCGUGUCCAUAAUUUAAGAUAUUUUAUUACUGAACGAAGGGCAAAUGUCACGUGGAUGAUGGCUUGUGAAUUAGCAACAACAUCCCAGAAAGAUCAGAAGAGAUUUAAGAACAGAUUAUCUUAUGAAAAAUCUUCUUAUUUACUUCAACAUGCAUCAAAUCCGGUCGAUUGGUAUCCUUGGGGCGAAGAAGCUUUCCAGAAGGCGAAAUCAGAAAAUAAAUUGAUAUUUCUAUCAGUUGGAUAUUCAACUUGUCAUUGGUGUCAUGUUAUGGAAAGAGAAUCUUUCGAAAAUGAAAAUGUUGCCAAAAUCAUGAAUGAAAAUUUUGUUAAUAUUAAGGUAGAUAGAGAAGAAAGACCGGAUGUUGAUAAAGUUUACAUGACAUUUGUUCAGGCAACAACUGGAAGUGGGGGUUGGCCCAUGAGUGUUUGGCUUACUCCCGAUUUAAAACCAAUAUUUGGAGGAACAUAUUUUCCUCCUGAAGAUAAAUAUUUUGGUCGGCCCAGUUUUGUCACUGUAAUGAAGCAUGUUUCGGAGCAAUGGAGACAACAUCAAGACAAAGUUUGUGAGCAGGGAAAUAGAAUUAUGGAACUUAUCAAGCAAAAUGUACUACCUGAAUCAGAUGAUGCUUAUUUGGACAGUGAAGAAUGUAUUCAAAGUUGCUUCAAACAAUUUACUCAAAGAUAUGAUACUAAAUAUGGUGGAUUUGAUAAAGCACCUAAGUUUCCCCAACCAGUAAAUUUUAACUUUUUGUUGCGGCUGUAUAAAUUGAAUCCCAAUUCAAAUGAAGGGAAAUUAGCCUUGAAAAUGUGUCUUCAUACAAUGAUAGAAAUGUCUAAAGGAGGAAUUCAUGAUCAUAUUUGUCAGGGAUUUCAUCGUUACUCAACAGAUCAAGAAUGGCACAUACCACAUUUUGAGAAAAUGCUUUAUGAUCAAGGACAACUUGCUGUUUCGUAUUUAGAAGCAUUUCAGAUUGUCAAAGAAAAGAAAUUAGCUGAUAUAGCCUGUGAUAUUCUAAAUUAUGUUUCACGAGAUUUAAGAAACAAGAAUGGUGGCUUCUAUAGUGCAGAAGAUGCUGAUUCCUUGCCAGAUCAUAAUGCAAUCCAUAAAAAAGAAGGUGCAUUUUGCAUUUGGACUCAAAAAGAAAUUAAAAGUCAUCUGGGACGAACCCUAAAUGAGAAUUGUAACAUAACUUUAGCAGAUAUUUUUUGUAAAUACUACAAUGUUCUACCCAAAGGCAAUGUUGAUCCUUAUAAAGAUCCACAUGAUGAGUUAAAAGGAAAAAAUGUCUUAAUGAUUAGAACUUCUGAGGAGGAAAUUGCAAAAAGUUUUAAUAUAACUGAAAAAGUAGUCAAAAAAGCACUGGAUCAGUCAAAGGAAAUUUUAUAUGAAGUACGUCAGAAAAGGCCAAAACCUCAUCGGGACGAUAAAUUUAUUACUUCGUGGAAUGCUUUGAUGAUAUCUGGAUUUUCCAAAGCUGGACAGGUUCUUCAAGAACAGCAUUAUACUACUCAAGCAAUAGAAGCUGCUAAGUUUAUAUAUAAUUAUCUCUUUGAUAAAACUGCAAGGUGUAUGUUAAGAAGUGCUUAUAGAGAUGAAUAUGAUAAUGUAGUUCAGUUAUCAAAACCAGUGCCUGGAGUAUUAGAAGAUUAUGCAUUUACAAUUCGAGCUCUACUUGAUUUGUACGAAGCUUGUUAUGAUCCCUGGUGCAUUGAAUGGGCUCUUGAGCUUCAACAGUUACAAGAUGAAUUGUUUUGGGAUUCAGAAAAUGGAGCUUACUUUUAUAGCAUAGUAUCUGAUUCAUCAAUUAUAUUACGGUUAAAAGAAGAUCAAGAUGGUGCUGAACCCAGUUCUAACUCAGUCAGUGUAACAAAUCUUUUGAGAUUAUAUAAUUAUUUUAAUGAUAGAUCAUAUCGAGAUAAGGCGAUACAAAUAUUAAAAGCAUACGGACAGAGAUUAAGACACCUUCCAUUAGCUUUACCCGAAAUGUUAUGUGGCCUCAUGUUGUUAAAUUAUCCUUCGCAAAUGAUUAUUGUCUCAGGAAGUAGAGAAGACAGAAUGACUCAAGAAUUUUUGAGAUGCAUUCAUAACCAUUUUCUUCCUUUUAAGACUCUUAUACUUGCAGAUGGUAACAAAAACAACAUAUUAUAUAAGAAAAUUGACAUUUUGAAUCAACUAAAAAAAGGCCAAGCGACGGUUUACGUCUGUCAGAACAAUACUUGUUCUGCUCCGAUAAGUACUCUCGACGACUUAGAUAUGAAACUACUUCACGGAAAUUAGUAUAAAUUCUUCUCAGACUUUCCCUAAAAAGUUAGGAAUGCCUUUAUUUAAAAAAAAGUUUAUAAUUAACUGUAGAUAUGUCCAUAUGAAUAUUUAGUAAAUUAUAAAUUUAAUUUCAAAAGUAACAAUGAAACAUAUUACUAAAUGGAGAUUUAUAUUUUGAAUAUAUUUGUUAAUAUAAAAAAAUAUAAAAUUAAAAUACGUUAUUACAAUACAGUGUCCAAUUUAUAUUAGCUUUAUCUGUAAUUUUAUACAGAAUGGUUCAAAGUAAAAUAAUUCAAAUUUAUCUGAACUUGUUUUCAAAAUAUAUUUAUACCAAAUA
This is a messenger RNA of Centruroides sculpturatus (bark scorpion), 2726 nucleotides long. RefSeq names its product spermatogenesis-associated protein 20-like. Gene Ontology annotation, biological process: carbohydrate metabolic process. The record is from RefSeq and is a predicted model, not a curated record. Bases 41 to 2404 code for a protein of 787 amino acids. Lineage: Eukaryota; Metazoa; Arthropoda; Arachnida; Scorpiones; Buthidae. The transcript has 14 exons.